AUGGCGUUGCUUCAGAACGAAGAAUUCACCAUCUGGCAGCUUCGGACCUCCUACCUGGCUACGAUCAAGGACGGGGUCGGCGACCGUCUUAUCAAUGUGAACUCGUCGAUAUUGAACUCGCCUUGCUUCCGGUCCGCUGGGUGGUCGGCCACUGCUGACCCCAACGCCGCUCAUAUCAAACGCACACACUCACCCCCCAUACCCACGGCGACGACGGUGGGCGAACAAUAUGCUACUCAUGGCGCUGCGCGACGUGGUAACGCCAGCGUCAACGUCAACGGAAGAACAGAAGCGAUUACAAGGGAGGGCAGCUUUGGUGGCGAGGACACCUUGCAGCUAGGCGCCAGGCGUGGGAACGCGGCCGAAGAAGACGGAGAUGAAGAGAUCACGUUGAACCCGGAGGGGAUUGCGGGGCUGGGAUUUGCAAAUAUCAUGCGGCAGACGUAUAAGAAGAAGGGGAGCCGGAGCGAGUUGGGGCGGAGAGGGCAUGGAAAGGGUUCCAGACGGCCUGUGACUCCCGGUGAAGGGGAGGAGGAUAGCAGUGAUCUCAGUGAUGAGAGUGAUGAAGAAACUUCCAGACAGAGAGGCUCUGAGCAUCAAGGCGGGCCGCGAGUGCUGAUAACAUCACCGUCUGUACGGUCGGUGGAUAACCGGUUCCGCAGAAGCUCGCUGGGGGCGGUGGAAGCCAUCAAGUCUCGAGCCAGACGAGAUACAACUACAAGCAGUGACAUGUCAUCUGAUAUAGAACUAGACCCAGAGGCGAUGAAAAGACGGCAGAUGCAGUUUUCAAAGCAUGAAAAUGAAGCGUUUGUUCCGCGGGAGGAAGACGAAGAUGCGGAGAGCGAGAAGCUGGAGGAAGAGGUAGAGAUGGAAGCCGAGAUGGCCAGUGGGGCCAUGAGGACUCAGAGGGGAGAGCAUGAGCAGGACGACGAUUCUAUCGCCGGGUCUGUUGGGUCAGCCAUAUCCUCAGACUUUGGCAACACAGCCGGAUCGGGGUCGUUGCUGGGCCGCGGUGGACUCGAUGUAUCGUCGCCCCUGAUACUGAACAAGAUACCCAAAGGCAUGGAGGCGCAGGGGGGAGGGGGAGGAGGCACAGGAGGCAGCAGUGGGGGCAGCGGAGGAGGAGGAGCAGUAGGAAGCGCAUCACCAAGGAAGGAUAAGGAUACAGGUACGCCGGCACUGCCACGACUACCGCCAGCGCAACCUAUUACGGCCACGGAGCCGGUCAGUCUGUUGUCUAACAUGCUGAAUGCGCGGAAGAAGGCUCCUGAGAACCCGAUGGAGAAGUAUGCUAUACUGUCCGGCAAGGGUUCGUCGGGAACACCGCUGUAUAUCAAACUAUUUACGCCCUGCGCAGAAGACCCGGAAGAGCCAAUGGACAUGCCUCUUACGAAGGACACAAAGGACGGCGACCACUCGCGGCCUGUGACCGUUGCCGAAGCCAUCGGGCUCGCACUAUGGCGAUAUAUUGACGACAAGAUCAAGCCGGCCAUCGAUGCCUCGAAGCUGGGCGUCAACUACUGGAACCUGCGGAUGGUUGAGGACGGGGAGGUUGACUAUGACUUCCCGCCCCUUGCGAGGAAACGGCCGAUCACAGACUUUACCUCGAACAACAACCGGGCAGCUGGGUUCAGGGGCCGGUCGAGGAGCAAGCCUUACGACGAGUUUGCGCUGGUGGAGGCCUCGCCGGCGGAGUUUGCAGAGAACGAAGCAGCCUGUCCGGGGGAUAGCGUUGCUGUCCCGGACGUCGCCACUCCCACGGCAGGAGAAGCGGCAGCAACGGCGACAGCAACGGGAGCAACGUCGACGGCAUCAGCUCUGCCGUCGAAUCAUAUCAAGGUGGCCAUCGGCGGACGCCUGAACCCGAUACUGGGCCAUCCGUUCACUUCGGCGCUGAACGACAGCUCAUUGCGGCCAGCCGACCUCCCAGCCAUCCCUACGAUGCAGGCCACGCCUCGACUGGGCGUGUCGACGCAGCUGAAGGUCCGGUACAUCGACCUGGAGGCGUCUACACGGACGACGACGCUGAACACGUCGACGGACAGCUACAUCGCCGAGAUCCUGGACUCGGUGUGCAAGAAAUGGCAGCUGGACAAGGGCAACUAUCUGCUCAAGAUCAUGAACACCAACACCGUGGCACCGCUCGAUCGCACCGUCGAAGCCCUGGGAAGCAACACGGAGCUCGACCUGAUCCGCCGCCGCUUCGGUGCCGGCCCUCUCUCCCUCAUGGGCUCACCGGGCAGCUCGUCCCCCAGCGCCCCUUUACUGGUCGACACCAACACCAACGGCGCCUCGAAGAAGAGCAAGAAGGGCGCCGCCUCACGCAUGCUGCAUCCGCUCUCGCAGAAGCAAGACGUCAUCGUCGGCGGCUACUACAAGCGCUACAACGUCAUACGCAAGCAGUCCAUGUCCUUCACGACGUCCAGCCAGCGCAUCCUGGCCUUUGACAACGACUACAUGCACAUCAUGCCGGCGGAGACGGGCAAGACGCUGUUCGAGGCCAACAGCAAGACGACCUCGAUCUCCUUCUGCGACGUUAUUGGCUCCAAGGUGAGCAGGCGGCAUCCAAAGAGCUUCCGGUUUGUGGUCCUGCGAGGCACAGAGGCGACGGAGCAGAAGAGAUAUGACUUUGAAGCGAGGAAUGCAGUGGAAGCCAUCGAGAUUGUCGACGAGAUUAAGAAGAAUAUGGCCCAUUACCGGCUGUGA
Messenger RNA from Microsporum canis CBS 113480, 2706 nucleotides. RefSeq names its product stress-activated map kinase-interacting protein 1. The transcript is spliced from 3 exons. Bases 1 to 2706 code for a protein of 901 amino acids. Gene Ontology annotation, cellular component: cytoplasm; plasma membrane; TORC2 complex. Lineage: Eukaryota; Fungi; Ascomycota; Eurotiomycetes; Onygenales; Arthrodermataceae. Gene Ontology annotation, biological process: TORC2 signaling. The record is from RefSeq and is a predicted model, not a curated record. Gene Ontology annotation, molecular function: phosphatidylinositol-4,5-bisphosphate binding.